This is a messenger RNA of Cladophialophora carrionii CBS 160.54, 4323 nucleotides long. RefSeq lists its product as uncharacterized. The transcript has a single exon. The coding region runs from base 1 to 4323 and encodes 1440 amino acids. Lineage: Eukaryota; Fungi; Ascomycota; Eurotiomycetes; Chaetothyriales; Herpotrichiellaceae. The record is from RefSeq and is a predicted model, not a curated record.
AUGUCUCCGCCUCCCGUCCCGGUAGAUCAGGUGCAGACUAAGCGCAUGGUUCAAAGGCAAGCCUCUUCCGGUUCUCUUUCCAACUCAGCCCGGGGUCGAGGAAGAGGUGGUCUGCAACGGCAGAGCAGUUCCGGGUCUAUGACUGAGAGGACAUUCAGGACGCCGUCGCCGUCGCCGUCGCGCCCAGUAUCACGAUCAGAACCGCCGGCGCCGCCGAUUCCGACCAUUCCGCAACACUUUGCGCCCCCUGCGACCGCCCCAAUCAAGAAGAAAAAGAAAAGAGCAUCCAGCCAAGAAGCCCCUCCACCUCGCGACCUCUCACCCUCCUUAGUGCGACCGAACAAUCGUGGCCAGAGUUUGGAUAGAUACGGAUCGUCUCAGCCGCCGGCGCCGCCAGCGAGUGCUCCGAGGAACAGCUACGUCCCACAGAGCAAUGACCUUGAACGUACUGACAGUCGGAAUUCGGUCAAUUUCUCUAGACCCUUGUCACCCCGAUCUCCGUCACCUAUGGCACAGCCCUCGGUUGCGCAAUCGCCAGUACUCGCGAAUGGCGAUCGUAUGAAUGGCAAUGCGAAACCAAGUGCCGUCGCUGCGGUUAUCUCACCAGUGCAAGCUGCAAGCAUCCAGCAUGAUCUGGCUCAAACCGCAAACCAGCCGGUCAAAAAGAAGAAAAAGAAGAUAGCGGGCGGCACAGUCGAGGGCAUUCAUUUACAAUCUGGGACGAUGGCAAGCCACCCGGUCGUUACUCCAUUCGAACCCGACCCAGAGCGCCAACAGCCAUCCUUGUCAGAGGAUCAGCCGCCUGGCAGGAGAACGAAGAAAAGAGCCGCGGUUUCCGGAGAAAAUACGCAUUUUUCUGUGGCCGAGAGUCCGAGAUCAGACUCCGAUUCGGAUUCGAAUGUUGAGCGGAAGAGAGAGAAAAGGACUCAAAGGGCGUCGGGUAUUCUGCAAAAACAGCCAUCUAUUGUGCGAGAGGAUUGGGAAGGGGAACAGCAGGAGCAGGGCACUCCUCCUCAAGACCGUCCAUUGAUGGAUCCGCGGGCGCAAGACGGGCCAACCCUCACGCAAGACAAGCACCCUAUAAAUGCGGCAAAUGUAUCGAGGAAGAUUGGGGAACCAGUUCCAUUGCCGACGACAACGGACCGGCCGCGCUCCCCUGAGCAAUCUGCAUCCGCUGCACCUGCCGCAGAAGAUUCGCCGGCAGUUUCCAUGAACCACCUUCAAGCGUCCGGACCUCAGCCUACAAGGGGCACGUCUUUGAGCCCGUCGAGAUCAACAAGAUUCUCAGAUAGACUAUCUUCAGACCUUGCUGCUGGUCGGAAACACGAACCUCCCCCAAGAUCGAUCUCACCGGCCAAACCAGCACUCAAGCACUCUUCUCCCGCGCCAUCAGCGGCCGACGGACAAGUUCGGGGUUCUAGUGUCACUCCGAGCGAGUCGUCUGAUAUAUCCAGUGCGUCCUUUGAUGGGCCUCCAAGACGAAAGAAGUCAGUGCGAGUGAGCUUCGAUGCUCAACCAGAAAUCGUCGGUACACCUGUCAAUGAUUCAAGCCCGGUCGGAAGCCCAGGCAAGGAAAGAAAAAGCUGGCUUGGGCUGGGAAAAAAUAAGCCGCCCCUCAACACCAUUCCCUCGAACGGCGACAUGGAAGAGUUGAUGAAGCCACGUCCUCAACUUCCAUCCUUUGGCAGCGUUCGCGGGCAAAAGUUUAAAGACACGAACGACUCAAAUACAGCUCAAACACCGAGGUCACCCGCCGAAACUCGCUCUCCCCUUACAGACGCUAAGAUCCUGUCUCAUUCAGGGUCGUCUUCUGAGGCGUCCAGCGCCCAUAUUGCUCACACAACAGGUGUGUCAAGCGACCACGCUGUGGGCGCAUUAUUAGCCCAAGAAGCCCAAACAGCCGCACGCCGGAAUGCUCAAAGUCAGUCAAAUGAGCCUCUUCCUCCAGAGGUAAGGUCCGUUGAGGGCGUGUUGUCAUACUCAGACGAGGAAAGUGAUGCAUCUGAGGCUGACGCGACCAUGAGCAUCACACCGACACCAGCACCACGCGAGGUGUCGGUCCCUACGAUGCAAAAGGCAACUCCGGCGUUGACCAUCAAUCAACAAGUAACAGCGCCUGUUCAGCCUGUCACUCCUCAGCGUGCGCAGACUGUCCAGCCGCCCCAGACAGAAGUUCCCGUUGUGGCUGUCUCGCCACCCACUCCCGGAGAGGAGCAUGGGCCACGUGACCAAUACCUUGUUGUGGUGCCCGGAGGCUUUCCAGUAUCAGCGGAAAGUCUCGCUAAGCUCGAUGAGUCCAACAGAGAUCCACAAGGCCGAAAAGCAGCCGCAGAAGAGAGCGAUGAAGACGUGUCGGAUAAUGACAGUAUCUAUAGUGAUGCAGCAGAGGAUCCUUCGGAGAUGGAACGGAUGGGCUUCGCUUCUAUCGAUGCCAUCCUGGAAAGUCCCGUCGCUCCUCCACCGAGGCAUGAUAUUCCUCCACCAGAAAGUCCGUUGGCGCAUGUUCCAGCUCCUGUUGGAAGGCCCUUGCCGAGCGAGUCUUGGGAAGAGACACGGGCGCGGUGGAGUGGAAUUGCGCAUCAGACACGACAGGGACCAUCUCAGGAGGUUACUGGAGUAGAUAAACCAGUGCUGGCGGCGUCUGUUCCCAUUGUGCAGUCGACACCGCAGGUUGCAUCUGGGCAAAUGUCUGAAAGAGCAAAUCCGCCUAAUGCGACGAGUGUCUACGAUCAGGUAUCGCAGCCCGCCCAGGCCUCACGCUCCGCACAAUCACCGGCUUUGCAGCCUGCUGCGAAACAACCCAGGCGCAAGAAGAAAACACCUGCUGCUAUCGCUGCCGCCGCUUCUGUGCCAGCUGCGUCUGCGGUUGCGCAGGGGCUACCGGAUUCGCCUCUCCGGCAGAAGAAUCAGAGUUCUCCCUAUCCCGCUGUUGCCACACCGAGUCUUGGGCAUACUGCCGCCGCGGCUGCACCGUUCCGGCACUCGAUGAGAGCAAGCUCACCUCCAGAGGUCGAACCUGGCUUUCGGAGAACCAUGCGCAACGAAUCCCGCAAGUCUAUGCCUGCCCCAGCCAGUGCGGUACCACAGCAACGAACUGCACCACCCGCAGUGAUAACCCCGCCAAGCCAACCACGCGCCGCCUUGCAAAAGAAACAUAUACCUCUCGCCACAGCUGCUGCAGUGCAGGCACCUAUCCCUUGGCCCAAGCCUGCACCACAACGCGUGACAAAUGAUAGUGACUCGGAAAGUUCAUUCAGGAAGGCUCGUCGCAGUAAAUCCACGUCGGGUGGCAAGUACACGAUGCGUCGAAGCAUGCGUGGUGCAGCUGAUCCAACCUUGCGUGGUGACACUCGCAACGGCGCACGAUCAGUCUCACCUGUCGGAAGGCGACCAUUCUCUCCGCCAGAUAGUUCUCGUCCCAUGAGGACAACUCUAAGAGCUUCCAUUGACAACACCCCAACCCUCCGUGGCUCGGCCGAAACCAGAAGAAGUUCCUCGAUGCUUGGCCGCCAACAAAGAAGCAACCCUCCGCUUCCCACAGCCUUCAAGCAGAACAAUAGGUCUCGUAUCCUUGAUUCGGACGACUCAGACGACGAGCCUCGCCCUAGUAAAUUCCGCUCGCGGUUUGACGACGACAGCGACGACGAGGUAGAGGUUCCGCAAUUCGCUCCGGUACGUGGUAUUCCUCGGAGGAACAAUGAUGACGAAUCGACCGACUUGGAUGAUAGCUCAGAGGAGGAUCAGCCUACGCCGGCAGCUAAAACUCCACCCAAACUCCAGGUCCCUCAAGGCCAUGGAUCCGCGCCUGCCAGCAGUACCGAAGCUUUAUCGCCCAAUAGUGAGAAAAAGCGCGGAUUGCUUGGAUUAUUCCGCAGCAAGAAGCCCAAGGAUGAGGCCCUCUCGCCAGUCGCUGAAUCCCCGCAAGCCUCGACCCUGCCGAAAACACCCACGGACACAAGCAAACCGUCAAGACUGGGUUUCUCCUCUGCUGCGGAGCGUGACAGGAUGAUCGAGCAGACCAGGGCUAAGCUGGAAGCCGCAAAAGAACAAGAACACCCGGGUGGCCAUCAGCACGGACAUGCUAAACUACAACGGCGUCAUAUGCCAGAGCGGGUCAUGAGCGACUCCUGGCCUUUACCGUCGACCUUGGCCGAUGAAAAGCCUCGGCCUACCACCGCCGAUGGACCGCCAACGCGAAAUGGCACGACGAGGCUGAACCAAGGAAGCAUGCGCAAUACGAGCCAGUCCGGGGAGGCGAUUGGACGCAGUGGGAAGAAGAAAAAGUUUCCUAUGUUGCGCAAAGUCUUCGGACUUACAGACUAA